UUCGUCAGCUGCAACUUUCCCCGUCUGAGUCUCGCUCGGAGGUUUCGUAACUCCUUCCUGUCUGACAUUUUUUAUUUUCUUUUCAGCUGAAAUUAUUAACUGACUGUGAUUCUGUCGUGUCCGCGAGACCCGUGUAUGUUUGGGUUUUUUUUUCUUUCCUCCCUCAACCUUAAGUCUGAUCGCAAAAGCUGUGGUCCUCUGAGUCCGGACUGUUCUCAAGCACCUCCUCCAUCGCUCCACUCCUGCGGUGGUGGUACGACUCUCGAGCAGCAUGACACAUUUGCCAGGAUUUGUGAGUUGAUUGUGCUCGGCGAUUAAGGCUCUGAAUGCUUCAGUUCAUGACUGAGAUGUUCUCCUGAGUUAAAAUUUCACAUUUCAACGAAGGCUAUCCUGAGAAUUACUCACCUGACAACACAUAAUGGCUUCAAAUAUAAUUGUGGAACAGCAGUUUUCUCACAAAUUCACAGUGAAAGUGGUUCGAGCUGAGAGCGUUACCAAGGGAGCUCUGGGUGACCUGCUGGACACCCCAGAUCCAUAUGUGGAGCUGUUCAUCCCAACAGCCCCAGAGAGCAGAAAGAGGACCAAGCACAUAGACAACGACAUCAACCCAAAAUGGAACGAGACCUUUCAUUUCAUAUUAGACCCCAACCAGCAGAACGUCCUGGAGUUAACAUUAAUGGACGCCAAUUAUGUGAUGGAUGAAACACUUGGGACGGCGUCCUUCGACAUCACCAAGCUCAGAGUGGGCCAGACAAAGAUGGAGACUUUCCUUAUUGGCAAAGCAACCAAAGUAUACUUAGAGAUGUCACUGGAGAUCUGUACCAACCUGGACCUGCGGUUCAGCCUGGCCCUGUGUGACAAAGAGAAACAGUUCAGACAGACCCGCAGAGAGAGAGUGAUGCUGGGCAUCAAGAAGCUGCUAGACAUGGAGAAGCCUCGUUUCCUCCCCAGCUCUCCAGGGGAGGUACCAGUUAUAGCCAUAGCAGGCUCAGGAGGCGGUUUCCGUGCCAUGGUCGGCUUCUCGGGUGUGAUGAAGGCCCUGUUUGAAUCAGGGGUCCUGGAUUGUGCCACGUAUAUUGCAGGCCUCUCCGGAUCCACAUGGUACAUGUCCACUCUCUACUCCCACCCUGACUUUCCAAAUAAGGGCCCGAAGGACAUCAACAAGGAGCUGAUGAAGAGAGUUAGCAGUAACCCCCUGAGGCUGUUGCUACCUCAGCACAUCACCAACUACAUCCAGGCCCUGUGGACCAAAAAGGCUUCAGGGCAGCCUGUUACCUUUACCGAUAUUUUUGGUAUGCUCAUAGGAGAGACGCUUAUACCCGCGAGGAUGGACAUCAAGCUAAGUGACAUCCAGGAGAAAAUAAACCAGGCACAGAGUCCCCUUCCUCUCUUCACAUGUCUGCAUGUCAAGCCAGAUGUUUCGGAGCUUAUGUUUGCAGACUGGGUGGAGUUCAGCCCAUAUGAAAUUGGGAUGGCGAAGUACGGUACCUUUAUGACGCCAGACUUGUUUGGAAGCAAGUUCUUCAUGGGAACUGCGGUGAAAAAAUAUGAGGAAAACCCUCUUCAUUUUCUAAUGGGCGUGUGGGGAAGCGCCUUCUCGAUUCUGUUCAACAGAGUGUUGGGAGUCAAAGACACAGCUGGUGGCAGCACCAUGGAGGAGGAGUUAGAGCAGAUCAAACCGCAGCACAUUGUUGGAGAAGACAGUCUGGACAAUGACGACGAGCCACGCAAAGGUGGGACAGAAAACCAGGAGGCAGAGGACGAGUUUCAUCGCACCGCUCAGGCCAGCUGGGUUCAGCGAAUGUUCACAUCGCUCUUCAGUGACUCUGCCUUGUUCAACACAAGAGAGGGCCGGGCUGGAAAGGUGCAUAAUUUCAUGCUGGGCCUGAACCUGAACACCAGCAUCCCUUUCUCUCCAGUUACUGAGGUCACGUACCACACUUCUCCACCGGAGGAGGAGGUGGACGCUGUCACAGACCCAGAUGAGUUUGAUCGUAUCUAUGAGCCUCUGGAUGUGAAGAGCAAGAAGAUCCAUGUGGUGGACAGCGGCCUGACCUACAACCUCCCUUACCCUCUCAUCCUGCGGCAGCAGCGUGGUGUUGACCUCAUCAUCUCCUUCGACUUUUCUGCACGGCCGAGCGACUCCAGUCCCCCUUUCAAGGAGCUUCUGCUAGCAGAAAAGUGGGCUCGAAUGAACAAGCUCCCAUUCCCCAAGAUCGAUCCUAAAGUCUUUGACCGUGAGGGCCUGAAGGAAUGCUAUGUCUUCAAACCAAAGAAAGGAGAAAAGAACUGCCCAACUGUUAUCCACUUUGUCCUGGUCAACAUCAACUUCAGGCAAUUCAAAGCGCCUGGCGUUCCCAGAGAGACUGAAAAGGAGAAGGAGUUGGCAGAUUUUGACAUCUUUGACGACCCAGAGACACCUUUCUCCACUUUUAAUUUCCAGUACUCCAACGAGGCCUUCAUCCGACUCCAUGAUCUCAUGGAGUUCAACACUCUCAACAACCUGGAGGUUAUUAAAGAAGCCAUCAAGGACUGCAUUGUCUCCCGGAAGGAGAACCCCUCAAGCCUCUCUCUUCCCUUUUCCCUCAGCGAGAUCCCGAAAAAGAAGUUUCUCAGAAGAGAUCCUCCCUCAAAACCUUGGAAUCACUUGGGAGAUGAUAACCAGUAGCCAUGUUUGGCUGAACUGGAGACUUUAGGGAUUUUUGUAGAUUCUGUCUUAAAGUAAAUCAUUUUCUUUUUGGAAAAUGCCAUCAUGUUGAUCUCUUCUCUGUAGACUUUAAAUCAGGAGGCUUUGUUAAACUCUGAUUUGAGAUGAGUGUCUCUUAAGAACCUUAAUGUUUACUGGUAAACGCCUUAUGAUUGCAUUCAUAUACAACACAGUGAGAAUUUUCAUCUGGCUGUAUUUGCACCAAUGUGACUGCUGGGAAAAACUGUUGGUGUUUAUUGACCACAAACAGCUGAUGGUUGCUCUAACUGCUGGCUGUGAGAAAGACUGGAUGUUGAAUACACUGCAGUGUGACUGGAUUGUUGCACCUAACACCUGGCUCCAUCACAAACAACAGAAGAUGGUUAAUCCUAUCUUUUGGGUAUCUUUUUUUUUUUUUUUUAACAUUUGCUGAGAAUCCCAAACUAUUCUUUUAGUUCUUCGUGUUUGAAAGAAGUGUGCUCAUCCACCUUGCUCUAUUGUGUCAUGUAAAUUUCUAUGCCAGCUACAACAUUCCCAAUUCAUGCAAACACCUCUCAGCUUUAGCUCACGCUGCCCAGAGCGAUGCUGCAUUUGCAUCUUUCCUGUUACUUUGUAUGCAGCCUUUCUGUUUCUAAACUUUGCCUUGAGCUCUGUGACAGCACUGUAAAAAGCCUCACCUGCACUGUACCUGUUUGUGAGCUGUUCUCUUUCCAUAUUGAACGUGUGACUACAGAGAAUGCAAAUCGCCAUGUUUUUGUUUUUUUCACCGGAUGGCUGGUCUAAACAUGUAAUCCUGUUUGAAAACAUGGAAGAGGAGCUUGUAACCAUUGGUUGUGUUUGAUGGUAACUCCUAAACACACCAAGUGCACCCCCUCUGGAUACCUCAAACAUCUCAAUGAUGUUUACCCACCUACAGGGAAGGAGCACUCCCUGCUCCCCUGUAGGGAGUGUCUCAUACUAGAACCACCAUUUUGGAAAAACAAAACUUGAUACCAUAGAAACGGUUUCGCUUCUUGUCUCCCUUUCUCUUUCCCUCCCUCUCUCUACAAGAGGAUAAAGUUGUGUUUACUUUUCUGACCAUGCUGUCUCAGGUGUCCUUUUAUAUAUAGUCACUUUAGUCAUUAGUCAUUUAGUUAUUUUUGGGCAACUUCCUCCUCCAGCAAAGCCAAGUCGCAGCAGAUUCCUCAGACGCCCCCGGAUGAUAAAGGGGAGCUUAGGUGGGACCAAAGGAAGGUUGGGUGGUGUGGUGAGUGCGAUCACGAGACCCACUGGUGGUUCUCUGCAGCACUCAGUGGAAUUUUACACACUACACCUACACCUGCAGCAGUGGAGGCCUGGAAUCUGACACGUUACACCUAUACCUGUAGGGGCCCGGAGGCUGCACACAGAGAAGUGGAAUUUUACACUGAAGCGCUUCCGACCCCUGUAUACUCAUGUUUCAGCCUCACUGGUUUGGAAGAAACUGAGAAAAGAAAGUGUUCUGCAGUCCUGCUGCAGGAUUCAUAACCAACAAACCUUUGCAACUUUCAUUUACGCUGAAUGUUUUUAGCAGAUGCUUUGUGACAGUUUUUUUUAUUUAGGCAUUUUCUGUAGUUAACAACAUUGUUUUAUGUUUCCUUUGAAGAUUUUUUUUUUCCUUUUUUUGAUGUUUUGUUCUGUAUUCACUUUAUUUCAUUUAUUUGAAAUUACUCUCAUAUUUGUCCGUUACAUACAGAAAGCCAAAGUCAUGACGUCACGUCUGUGCUAGCCUCCGUUCCCCAGCCUAUGUAAAUCACUGCAAUCCCCGGUUCAACAUUUUUUUUUCCUUUGUGAAGCGUUUUCUUGUCCAAGAAAAAUCGACUUCCACUGCAGCACUAAAUAUUAGAGGCUGGAACUUUAACGGAGUUAAACGAGAGCACAGAAAAAAACUUUCAGCUUGGGAAAACAAGCAGCACUUGAACAGAGCCGGGUUAACUGCUUCCCCUUCCCCUUGUUUUCCCUUCAGUCUUUAAGCUGAUUGAAGCUAACCGGCUGCUGGCUGUAGUCUCAUAUGUAAUGGACAGAUAUGAGAUCUUUCCAUCUGUGCCAGUUCACACAAACUGCAGAUAAAUUUCCCUAAAUGUUGAAAUGAAAUAUUCCUUUGAAAAAGAGCACAUGCUCAAAAUUACGUUCAACAAAACAAGCGUUAAGCGUUUUGUGAAUCCUGUCACACUCUGUGAGCUCACGUCACACUUUCUUUGUCUUUGUAGCAUUAGGUUAAUUAGAAAGCAUACGUGAACUGUGCAACGGUGUCAUAUUAUAUUUUAUGAUCUUUUACAAUGUUUACAAAUGUAUAAAAUGCUAAACAGUCAGUUCUAGGGAAUCGAGACAUGUACUGAUCUUUAAUCAUUCGUAUGUUAACUGGCCAAGCAUGACAUGCAUAAUGUUUAUGUGGAUCAUAAAAAGACAAUAAUAAAAGAGGGAAUGGA
Messenger RNA from Toxotes jaculatrix (banded archerfish), 5133 nucleotides. It is a transcript of the gene pla2g4ab, whose product is annotated as phospholipase A2, group IVAb (cytosolic, calcium-dependent). The coding region runs from base 419 to 2668 and encodes 749 amino acids. Gene Ontology annotation, cellular component: cytosol; endoplasmic reticulum; nucleus. Gene Ontology annotation, molecular function: calcium-dependent phospholipid binding; calcium ion binding. The transcript is spliced from 19 exons. Gene Ontology annotation, biological process: glycerophospholipid catabolic process. NCBI's taxonomy places the organism in Eukaryota, Metazoa, Chordata, Actinopteri, Toxotidae. The record is from RefSeq and is a predicted model, not a curated record.